AGCUGUCAGACAAAGGCUUUCUUUACUGAUGUUGAUCAGCCUUGAUACUGUAGCAUGGGAGCCGAAAGAGUAAUUACGAUGCCCAGUCGUAAAAACAACACCAUAUAUGAAAACUGGAAAGUGUAUUCCAAGCAUGGAAAGCUAAUGUUUCGCUGCAAUGCCAAGAAAGCUCAGUGGUAUCUGAAGCGACAGUUGGCUGUUACGAAGGAAGACAAUCACUCCAUUCAACUGACAUUUGAAGCCAAAGGCAACGGUCACCGUGAAAACGAUUACCUCAUUGAAGAUCGGAAAAACGUCUGUGUGGCUUGCGGAUCAGAUCAGCAAUUGACGUUGCACCAUGUUGUCCCAGAGAUGUAUAGACGGUGGAUGCCUUUGGUGAUUAAAUCAAAAUCGAGUCGAGAUAUUUUACCUUUAUGUAAAAUCUGUCAUAAUCUGUACGAAGACGAAGCUAUGAAGCUAAAAAAACACUAUGUCAAGCAUUAUGAGAUACCUUUGGAAGGCAAAGGCUGGAUUUCAAAACCAAAAAAUCGUUAUGCUCGGAAGGCCGCCACGGCUUUAUUACGUUGCUCCGAUAAGAUACCAGCCGAUCGACAACAGGUGUUGAAACAAGCGGUUAUUGAUUUUAGUGCAGAACAAGAAGACUGGCGCGACCUGUCCUUUGAAGAAAAGCUCGAACGAUGCAGUGAGCUGACCGAUUUGUUUCAGGGACCUGAUUUUGUGGAGCACGGUGAAUAUGUGAUCGGCCAACUCAUGCUACAAAAAGUAAUAAUCGACAGCAAGGAGCGAUGGCCAGACUUGGAACGAUUUAUCAAGGAAUGGCGGCAACAUUUCCUAGAUCAUUUAAAACCCAAACAUCUAAGUCCACGCUGGACAGUGGACAGCGACAUUUAUACCAAUUAAUUGUGCGGGAAGAGGCGCGAGUACAGUAACCGGGAACAUGGCAAGCCUGCAUACGGGUGGUCCUUAUCAUUUUACCGCCAGUAUUCCGUCAGGGAAUACAAUGUCAGCUGGCAAUCAUCAUUUUGGAUCAUCACUUAUCUUUUGUGCAAGUAUAGAAUUUCUCAUGUGUAUUUCUUGGGUAAAUUAAAUACAUGAACCUAUUCAACCGAAAAAACUAGGAAUGCUCGGAUAAUAUACGAGACAUAUCAAACAACUGUGCCAAAAGUCGCUCAUUUUGUCUACAACAACGAAACGGCUUGGUAUCAAUAUAGCGAAUCAUCACAGCAGGCAGCCAUGCUAUUCUUCGUAGAGGUCUACGUCAAAGUCAAUCGUUUCUUCCUCUUUUUCAUUUUAUUUCGAUUCCGGACAAUCGACUUUUUAAUAACAUCUGAAUCAUUGGUCGGCUGCACGGACUAGGUGUUUUCUCUCUCUCUCUCUCUCUCUCUCUCUCU
This is a messenger RNA of Radiomyces spectabilis, 1391 nucleotides long. RefSeq lists its product as uncharacterized. Bases 55 to 900 code for a protein of 281 amino acids. The record is from RefSeq and is a predicted model, not a curated record. Lineage: Eukaryota; Fungi; Mucoromycota; Mucoromycetes; Mucorales; Radiomycetaceae. The transcript is spliced from 4 exons.